Molecule: messenger RNA, 552 nt
Organism: Blepharisma stoltei
Lineage: Eukaryota; Ciliophora; Heterotrichea; Heterotrichida; Blepharismidae
Source: the annotation of a GenBank genome assembly
AUGAGGGAUUGCUUUAUGAACUUGGCCAUUUCUUAUUUUUCUUUUCUCGAACCUCAGCCUGCAAUAAUGAUUAAAUCUGUAGAUUAUGAUGAAACUUUGGCAGCUCCUAAGAAAGCAUAUAAUGAUGGCUUUACUAAAUGGGAUGAAAUUGUAGUGGAUGGGCCUUGCACGAUAGAAGAAUUAAUUGAGAACUUAAAAGAAAAAUACAAGAUUUUGGCGAUACAGAUUGGUUGUGGUACUAAAUGUCUGUUUAAUAAAUAUAUGGCAGGUAUGAAGGAGAGGUUUCUUUUAAUUUGUAUUCUGAUAUUUUAAAAAAAUUUUAACCUUAUUUCUUUAGCCUAUUCAAGCUGAAAUUUUAGGAUCGGGUUAGAAUAGCUAAUUAAGAAUAAUAAAGAUGAAAUAUUCAAGAAAGAAGUUUAUGAGCUAUAUAGAGAAAUUAGUGAAGACAAAACAGAUGGAAAAACUUCAGUUUGUCUUAUCUUAUAUGCAGUCUCAGCAGAAGAUAGGACUCAUAUGAAGCUCCCGCCUUUGAAAUACAUUUUCAGCCAUUAA